Photinus pyralis (common eastern firefly) is the source of this 451-nucleotide messenger RNA. RefSeq names its product collagen alpha-2(I) chain-like. The record is from RefSeq and is a predicted model, not a curated record. The transcript is spliced from 2 exons. Lineage: Eukaryota; Metazoa; Arthropoda; Insecta; Coleoptera; Lampyridae. The coding region runs from base 26 to 451 and encodes 141 amino acids.
UAGAUACCAAAACAAGCACCUCAAAAUGAACGCAUUUAUUGUAUUCGCCUGCAUCGUGACUUGUGCCAGCGCCAGCGGCUAUUACGGCGGUGCCCAUUUGUAUGGCGCCCACGCCCACGCCGUACCCGCAGGUCCUACAACUCUUGUAGGUGCGUCGGGUGUAGUCGGCCCCCAUGGAGCUGUAGGACCCACUGGAGCUGUAAACGGACACGGAGCCGUUGGACCAAAUGGAAUUCCUAACGCAGUACAUGGCGGAGUUGUUGGCGGACACGGAUUCGUCGGUGGUCUCGGUCUUGGAUACGCACACGCCGGAUUCGGGCACCUCGGUUACGCACACGCCGGAAUCGGGCAUCUCGGUUACGCACAUGGCCACGAUGAUGGACAAUGGCACGGCGAAGGACUCUGGGAAUCUCAAGAUCAUGCUGGACAUGGCCAUGGACACGGUUGGUAA